Gastrolobium bilobum is the source of this 1043-nucleotide messenger RNA. RefSeq lists its product as uncharacterized. Bases 118 to 546 code for a protein of 142 amino acids. The transcript is spliced from 4 exons. NCBI's taxonomy places the organism in Eukaryota, Viridiplantae, Streptophyta, Magnoliopsida, Fabales, Fabaceae. The record is from RefSeq and is a predicted model, not a curated record.
UGUACCGGAGGCGAGGUAUUAGAAUAAGGAUUGAGGACAAUCCUUCCGAUCAAAAUCUUCGUCUCUGCGAGUCGCAAUUAUAACUAACUAUUAGCUGUUUGUGGUUUGUUGGAUCAAAUGGGUGACAGAGAAAGAGAAACAGAAACAGAUAGAGAAAGAGAAAGCGAAACCCCAAUUUCAGUAUCGUCGGAUGGCAGCACGGCCUUCAAUAAUGAGAGAGAAAUUAUGAGAGCGAUUGAGGUUGUGGAGAGAGAUUCUUUGGCCAUCGCAGAGAGCUUCACUUCUCUGUUCGCGUCACUCCGGUUGGCACUCUCACAAGCUACUUCCACCUCACUCCAUCACAUCCACUGCUUCACCGAUGCUACCGGUCGCCUUCAGGAAUCUGUGCUUGAUGCAGCAACAAAAGGGAACCGCUAUAUCAAUUCAUGUCUCAGAUUGAAUGAGGAGAUGAAGAGUAUUGAUGGCCUAGCGUCCCAACUAAAAAUCCUAAGAAGGCACGUUGAUGCUCUGGAUUCUGCUGUUAACAAGCUUGUUCAUCUCUCCUGACACCUGGGAUUUAGUCACUAUGGCAAGCUCAUGAAUGAAGAAGUUGUGAAGUUUAUUUAUCCAUAUAUUUUGUCAUUUCAUGGAUUGUGCUAAGAUAGCGAAGCGCAAACAAAGCAACAUAAAUUUGGGAGGUAAUAUAGGCGUCAGAGAACUGGCGAAGUGUACUUUUGUUUUCAGUGAACACAAGGGUUUAAGAGUUUACUGAUUGUUCCCUGCGUUACUGUGUGUAUGUUACAAGAAUUUCCUAGCAGACAGUGUGGUUGAAGUUUUAGGUGUUGGUGAUUUAUGUCCAUGCCUUUGUCAUGAAUCCUGAUAGCUGGUGCUGUUAAUAGUUGUUUGGAUACAGAGCUCUAGGAAUAAAUUACUUAAAGAAGCAUAUUUUUGAUAGUAUCUUUUGGUGCUUUUUGUUCUGAAACGAUUGUUUUAAAACACAAUAUGCUUCUUGUUAAGAAAGCCUACACCCAUCUUGCUAAAAGAUUGGGUGAGAUAUCCUGCAU